AUGCACUCUCCCAUAUCUCGGGAAAGUGCCGGACGUGAUCAAGAAGGCAGCCGAGGAUGGAGGAACCUGGCAGCCACGGAUGCGGCCCAGACAAAGUUCAAGGGCAACGCUGACGACGAGGAUUCCGAAUUGCGCCGAGCGGUGAGCUUCUUCCCCAAAGGGCGGCGGCUCUCCCGAUGCUGCGGCAGCAUACCGGUGUGCUUCCGAGAUGCGGACAAGGAGCAGCAGUAUCGCCAGCAGAAGAGACAGAGGCUGCGGAAAGUUAUGUGUCGCAUUUGCUUCGUCAGCUUGGUUGCGCAUAUCUUCGUGGUGCUUACUGAUCUCCCAACGGUGGAUUUCGAAAAUCUCACGAACGGCGCGCAGCUCUACGUCGGAAGCCUGACGAUUGUUGCCAUCACUUCGACGGUUGGGAUGGUCUGCAACAUGCUGCCUGAGGUUCUGGUGCCCUGGCUCUUCUUCACAGGAUCCUUCGGGCUAAUGGUUUCGAACCGAUCUCGAGCUGCUUUCCUGGCUGGUGAGUCUAUCGAAGUCGCCUUUUCGAACAUCGCCGCGAUCUCCGACUUGGCAUACUGCGCACUGCUGUCGGAUUCCAAUUUGGUGGGCAACUUAGCGUGCCUCAUCGUCGUUUACUACGUGGUGUUGCCGGUCCGAGCCAUUGCUGGUGCCUGGUUGACUGCGGGCAUCCCGGUCCUCUACCUCGUCUUCACUGUGCCUAAGAGUGAGAAGGAUGGUGGUCUGGCACGAACACUUGGUGUCGCGAUCCGUUUGCUCAUCUGCUGCGUAGUGGGCUUGGUCGGCCGCUGCUACAUUGAGAUGGGCGAAAGGUCGGCCUUCCUACGAGUGCGCAAGGUGGAGGAGGACCUGACCCAAGAGAAAGUUCUUCGCUUUGCUGCCGAGCACGAGAAUGCGAAGGGACCCUUUUCCCAGAAGGCUGAGGCUGAGGACUCUGGGGAGCCACAGCAGCCAAACACAGCCGAACCUGAGAACCGUAGUCUCGCCGUUCCCAUCCUCAACGAUGCUGCUAGUGCAGUGGCUUCGAUGGCGAGCCGUCCUCUCAGCAGCAUCAUCUUCACCCCGUCCGAGUCGAGAGAAGUGCCGGUCGAGUUGCAGCUGUCGGCCAUCAAGGCCGUUGCUGCCGAAGAGAAAUGGCUCAUCUCCUGGUCCGACGUGACGUUCCAGUCCAACCUUCUUGGAAAGGGCGGCUAUGCCAUGGUUGUGCAAGGCCAAUACGCAGGUGCGCGUGUGGCAGUGAAGAUGCCCUCCAAGGAGCAGCUUUCCACGUCCAAAGAGGUUUCAGACUUCUUUGGCAAGGAGUUGAGGGUGCUUCGCCAUUUGCGCCAUCCGUUCAUUGUGAACUUCUACGGCGCUUGUAUAGAGGACGCCAAGCAGCUGGUGGUUCUGAUUGAGGAGUACAUUGACGGAUCAAGCCUACACGACCUGAUCCUCUUCCAGAAGGACAAGCGGUUUACAGAGCAGGUCAGGUGGCAGACUCUCUGCUCUGUCUGUCAUGCCCUGAUGUACUUGCACGAUCAGGGGCCAGCCAUCCUGCAUGGCGACCUCUCAGCCAAGAACAUCAUGAUGCGAAGCAACAGUUUGGAGCCGGUGCUCAUCGACUUCGGGAUGGCGGUGCUCCACAAGUCACGGCAGAAACUCCAGGGAGGCUCUCCACGGUGGAUGGCACCGGAGCUGAUCAGCUCCCUAAGUCAGGGAGGCCUCGCACCAGACUGUAGCGUGGACGUCUUCGCCUUCGGCCGCGUGUGCUUCUUCGUCGCCACCGGGCAGUUGCCGCUGCAAGAAUACACAGUGGACGAGCUGAAGCCUGGCUCAGAACAGUUCACAGCUAAGGCCAGAUAUCGGAAGCUUCAAGCCAAAGCCCUCUCUCAUUCUCCCUAA
Symbiodinium sp. CCMP2592 is the source of this 1893-nucleotide messenger RNA. The record is from the annotation of a GenBank genome assembly. Lineage: Eukaryota; Dinophyceae; Suessiales; Symbiodiniaceae.